Messenger RNA from Calliphora vicina (urban bluebottle blowfly), 2789 nucleotides. RefSeq names its product trichohyalin. The coding region runs from base 61 to 2760 and encodes 899 amino acids. The transcript has a single exon. Lineage: Eukaryota; Metazoa; Arthropoda; Insecta; Diptera; Calliphoridae. The record is from RefSeq and is a predicted model, not a curated record.
GUUAAGAAGUUAACAAACACGUCGGAUUUAAAAAUUUAAUUGAAUUGUAUAGAAAUAAAUAUGUGGUUAGUUUUGUUAAGUAUAUUGGCCAUUGAAAGUGUCCAAUCAGUAGCCAUUGGCUAUCCAUAUCGUUCACUAUGGGCCUACAAUUCUGCCCAGGAACAGUAUCCACUUAAUAGUGGUGCUUUACAUGGUUAUUUGCGCUAUUUGGAUAAUAGUGGAGCUGAAGGUUUAGUUGGCUACAACAAUCCUCAACCAGUUUAUGCUGUACGUCAGAUUAAGUACGUGAAAAGCGCUGCACCCGUGCUCGAAACAUUUGUCAUAAAUAAAUCGGACGAUUUUGCUAAGAAUCGCGAGGCAUAUCUUCGUGCUGCGUCUUUGCAACAAUAUCAGAACUUGAAAAGUGACAUAGACGCCUUAAGGAACGAGGGUAAAGAACCAUCUGUUGAUAGAUUGUUGAAGUUGCAAACAUUGGAAAAAAUUGCAUUUGCCUCUGAUUUUUCACUCAUUGCCGAAUUGCCUGAAGUGAAACGUACUCUACAAGACGUCGAAGCUAGCAUAAGUGGUUUAUACAGGGAAUCUGUUCCACAAUCCCCGAAUCAACAAGCUAAUGAUGAUCAAAGCAAAGGAGAGAUUAAGACUUAUAUUGGCAACCCGAAUAUACCUUUAGUAGCCAUAGAAGAAACGCCAGAACAAAAACAGGCCCGUGAAGAACAUCUACGUAUUUACAAUGAGCAAAUUGCACAUUUAAAACAAUUGGAAUUGGAACACAAACAAUAUGUGCAAGAAGCUUCCAAAUCCAACAUUCAACAAUCGCGAAAUGUUGACAAAACUGUUGUUGAGCCAACAGACAACGAUAAGGCUUUGGCAGAGUUAGAACGUGCCCAGCAAGAACACUUCCGUUUAUGGAACGAAGCCAAAUUACGUGCCGAACAAGCUGGUUAUGAAAGUGGUGAAAAGAGGAUUUUCGAAACAGCUAAGAAACAACAGAUCUCCCCAUUGACAAAUGAACAAAAUAUUAAUAAUCCUAGACAAAAUAAUCCAAAUAUCCAAAGUGCGCAAGCUUUAGUACAACACAAAAACAGUCCGAAAAUGUCUAUUUCAAAUUUGGAAACAACGCAACUAGUCGCUGAUACACCCGCAAUUUUAAAGAAUGCACAAAACAAUCAAGCUUUAGUUGGCAAAGCAAUUGAUACACAGAAUUUAAAAACAUCUGGCCAAAUUUAUGUGCCGCAGCAGGUGGUCGAUACUCCUGAGGUUGUGCGGGCACGUGAGGAACAUUUACGCAUCGUUAAUGAAGCUAUCCUAAGAGCUAAGGCUGCAGAACAACAAGCACAAAGUUCGCAAAAUGCAAAAAUAUCCCCAGACUCGAUCAGCCAGGAAGUACCAAUUGCCCAAUCACAAAGCAUAGAAGGUUCCUCUCUAGCAUCAAAUUACAGAGCAGAGCAACCUUUGGUAGUACAAACUCCCGAAGUUAUUAAGGCCCGUGAAGAACAUUUACGUUUAGUCCACGAGGCAAACUUGAGAGCACAAUUUGUAGAACAACAGGAAUUGAUGUAUAAACACCAAUCUCAAACCCCCAUCUUGAAGACGCAAUAUGAACAUCAGCAAUUGGUUUAUCAUGCAGAACCCACACAGAUUGUACAAGAAACUCCGGAAGUUGUUAAAGCACGUGAAGAACAUUUGCGUUUGGUUAAUGAAGCUAAAUUAAAUGCUUAUCUAGGGCAGCAGAAUGAUAAACGUAUAAUUUUUCCUUCUCAAGAACAGCAACAAUCCGCCGAAACACUAGUUGUUGAAGAAACACCAGAAGUACAACGUGCUCGUGAAGAACAUUUGCGAAUUUUUAACGCCAUCAAGUCACAAGCAGAGCAAGACAAACAGGCUAAAGAAAGCAGUCGUAUUUUCCCACAUCCAGAGUCCCAACAAAAUCCUAUAAUAGAAUAUUCAAUUGAAGAAGAACGUCUCCUGGAAUUAGAACGCAUGCGUGAAGCAGAACGUCUGCAAAAAGAACAGCAACUGCUAGAUUUGGACCGUAUACGUGAUGCUGAGCGUUUAGCCGAGGAAAAACGUCAAAUGGAAGCCGAAUUAAUACGCCUUAGGUUAGAAGAAGAACAGCGUUUAGAAAUGGAACGUUUGCUGGAACUCAAACGUUUGCAACAAGAACAAGAAGAACUGCAACAACUCAAAAAUGGUGAAUAUCAAGAAGUUAUAAUACAGAAUGACUCUGCUGAUGAACAAAUUGCGAUUGUAGCCAGCACACAACCCAUCAACACGAACAUAGGCCAAGCACGAAGUCAACAAAUCUCAGAAGUGGUAGGACAACAAAAUCAACAAUAUGAACAUAAUCCAUUUCUCAAAGUGAGCAAUGUUCAGAGUGAACCAGCCAACCGUUUAGAACAUUCAGUUAAUGAACACAUUUCCCACCUCAAAACCACUGCCUUACAGGAUCCCUCCAGUAUUUAUCAGCAUAAUUCCGUAACAUCCAACAGUGCAGGACACUCAAGCGUUAACGCCCUUCCAGUUGUUCGUUAUGUACAGUCCUCCCAUUAUUCCAGUGGAAAUAAACAACAAUACAUCAAAGAUGACACUACUAAACACAAAUCCCAUCAUAACACUGCUAGUUCUCAACCAGCUGAUACUGCUGUAGCAUUAAUUGCUUUGGAAAAGGCUACCAACGACCAUUUCCGAGCUCAUGAAUUGGCCUUGGAACAACUUCGUUUGGCCAGACUUCAGAAUCCAUCAGUUAAAGACUGCAACUAAUCAGUUUUAUUUGGCAAUUACUCAGAUCA